This is a messenger RNA of Teleopsis dalmanni, 2146 nucleotides long. RefSeq names its product methenyltetrahydrofolate synthase domain-containing protein (gene lost). Bases 301 to 1857 code for a protein of 518 amino acids. NCBI's taxonomy places the organism in Eukaryota, Metazoa, Arthropoda, Insecta, Diptera, Diopsidae. The transcript has 9 exons. The record is from RefSeq and is a predicted model, not a curated record. Gene Ontology annotation, cellular component: cytoplasm.
UUGAAAAAAAAUACGAGUCACAGCUUCGUGAGCUCUGUUGAGAAUCGUCCACAAAAAUAGUUUUCUGCAGCUGACGUGAUAUUUCUGUCAACCCCCUUCAACUAAAGUCGAUUUUUUUCGUGAAAUAAAAAAAGACAAACAGAAGAAUUUUCAAGUAUAUUACGAAGCGAAAAGGGGACGAACUGCGUUGGUAAAUUAUAAUCAACCGAGAAAACGUGGUUUUGGCACAACCGAAAAACAAUUGACAGAACAAAGUAAGAAGGGAAUAAAAGCGGUUGCUUUUUUUUCUAUCGUGGAAAAAUGGAUAAACAAACUAAUGCUGAAGUUCCAGCUGCUGCAGCUAACGAGAAUGGCGGCAACGUUAACCAAGAAGUCUCAUCUACAACACAACCCGCAGAACCAACAAAGCGUUCUCUCCGUGUUCAAACCUGGAAGAAAUUCAGUGAGAACAAAUGUGGUGUACGUUAUAGCGCUAUUUUCAAUUCUAUUCCCAAUUUUCUGCAAAGCGAUAAGGCUGCCACACUUUUGACUGAGACUGACGAUUUUAAAAAUGCUCAGAAUAUCCAAGUCAACAUGGAUCGCUCUUUACAUGCUGUCAAAUUACAAGUUUUGCUUGCUGACAAGAAUCUUUACUUGCCUGCAACUCGUGCAUCUAACGCAAUUGUCCUUAAGGUUGAUGUACCUGAAAAUGCUACUGAGGAACAAAAAAAGAAAUGUUUACGUGUUCAAGAUGUUCAACAGCAUCGCACUGAAAUACAUCUUGAUGAUAAGGUUAAGCUAGACAUGGUUGUUAUUGGUUCUGUUGUUGUAUCGCGUGAUGGUUAUCGAAUUGGACGUGGCAAUGGUUUCGCUGACCUUGUUGUUGGUGUACUUAUUGAAAGUGGUGCAAUAACUCCAGAGACAAUAAUUGUUACACUCGUUCAUGAUAUCCAGGUCGUUGAUAGUUUGCCCACCAAUUUGUUUCAAAAAUAUGAUACACCAGUUGAUUUGAUUGUAACUCCCACUGAAGUUAUACGUGUUACCAAUCGUUUACCACGUCCCACUGGCAUUUAUUGGGAGUUGCUUUCUGAGCGUCGCAUUAAAAUUGUAACAUCCUUGCAGGCCCUCAAAGACUUUCAGAUUAAAGCUGGUAAAGAAAUCACACUUAAGGAUGAGGAUACCGAUAUCGAACAAAAUCAAGUUAAUCGCAAUCGCCGUCGUGAAACUUAUCGUCGUCGCGUUGGUGGACGUAGAUAUCCACGUCGUGCUACAUCUCAAACUGACACCGAACAGCAAGGCAAUGAAAACCAACAGAAACGCAAUCCCCGUCGUCAACGUCGUUUCUUUAACCGCAGACGCCGUCCAACAAAGUCUGAAGGUGAUCAAUCUGCUGCUGAAGGAAAAAGCCAGGAUCGUAGAGGUGGUGCUGGCGGUGAUCGUCCUGAACGCAAGCAUAAACCAAGUAAUCGUCCCUCCCGUGAUUUUUGCAUUAAAUUAUCUAAUAUAUCACGUGAAGUGCGCGUUAAAGAUCUCAAGACCGAAUUGCGCAAGCGUGAAUGCAAUCCACUCUACAUCACCUGGAAGGGACACAGGGGUAAAUGCUUUUUACACUUUGGUAAUCGUAAUGGCACUCCCAGCACUGAAGAUGACAUCAAUAAGGUGCUAAACUCAUUGAACGAGCUUUCAUUGACUGUUAAUACUGAAGAUAACAGUGGCAAUGGUGAUACCCCACAAACUGAUAAGGCUCCAUCGACCAAAGUUGUUAAUGUUAAUGUUAAGCUAAUUAAGUUCGAUGAUAAAAAGAAGAAUGGUGCUACAGAUGAGAGUGGUGAGGCUGGUGCUACACGUAUUGAGUCUGUAGACACCACCACUGUAUAGUAUGAAUUUCAAGCUGUUUUAAAACGGCUGCUCGUUUGAUUAGGAAUCUUGGAAUUACGUAUGUAACAAAACGAAAUUGUUAAACAAACGCUUUAAUUUAAUUGUUGUGAUUCUUUUUGAAACUGAAAACAAAAAAAUGGAUGUGUUCCAUAGAUAAAAAACAAAAAUUAGUAUUUAAGCAAUCGCAAUUCAAUUAUUACAAUUUUAUGCAACAAUUUACAGCAAAUUUCUAUUACUUAGGUUAAUAACAUAAUUGCUGAUUCUAUGCCAAUAUUAAUGUUGAAUUUAA